AUGGCUUCCCUUUUCCCAAGAAGAGGUGAACGGUGGAGUCCAGUUUCAGAGUUGAGACAACUGUUCAGUGAAAGCCGCGUGAAAUUUAUGAAAGAACAAUUUGCUAAAGCCAACAAUCAUAAUGUUACAUCUUUCGACCAAUUCAACCGCACCUUCAAUGUCAAAGAAACAAUUGACCAUAAUGAAGGCCUCCUGAGACAAGAGUACAGGGUUCUGCUAGAAAAAUGGUGGUGCGACUACAAAAAGUUUCAAGCCUUUCGCAUGCCUUGCUCCCAUGUCAUAGCAACAUGUUCAUACGCGUACCGAUAUGUCUUAACACUCUUAUCUCUCAUUUACAAGACCGACACCUUGCUUGGAGUAUACAACAAUGCAUUUCUAGUGAUGGCAAAGGAGGAUUACUGGCCUUCGUAUAAGGGGGAAGUAGUUUGGCAUAAUGACAUGAUGCAAAGAAAGAAAAAGGGUCUACCUAACAACACACGUAUUAGAACCGAUAUGGAUGAUCAAGAAAAUAUGAAAAGAAAGUGUAUCAUAUGUCAUCAAGUCGGGCACAAUAGAAAUAAUUGUCCUAAUCGUGGAGCAACCUCCACCAACCAAUAA
Messenger RNA from Vicia villosa (hairy vetch), 597 nucleotides. RefSeq lists its product as uncharacterized. The coding region runs from base 1 to 597 and encodes 198 amino acids. The record is from RefSeq and is a predicted model, not a curated record. Lineage: Eukaryota; Viridiplantae; Streptophyta; Magnoliopsida; Fabales; Fabaceae. The transcript has a single exon. Gene Ontology annotation, molecular function: nucleic acid binding; zinc ion binding.